Messenger RNA from Phanerochaete carnosa HHB-10118-sp, 2158 nucleotides. RefSeq lists its product as uncharacterized. Lineage: Eukaryota; Fungi; Basidiomycota; Agaricomycetes; Polyporales; Phanerochaetaceae. The record is from RefSeq and is a predicted model, not a curated record. Gene Ontology annotation, cellular component: plasma membrane; NADPH oxidase complex. Gene Ontology annotation, biological process: superoxide anion generation; defense response. The transcript has 7 exons. Bases 132 to 1967 code for a protein of 611 amino acids. Gene Ontology annotation, molecular function: superoxide-generating NAD(P)H oxidase activity.
CAGGCUUUCCCGCCCUCCCCCCUCUUUGCCCUUCGAUUUUAUCUUUUUUUUUAUUAGAGGCAGCGCCUCGCCACUGUUCUUGGACAACCGGACGUCGACCGUCCGUGCUCUCGGCGUAUACCAGGCCAGCCAUGUCGUUCUACAACCAGAAGCGUUCCUCCAGCCUCGAUUUCUCCGAUGGCAAGGUGCCUGCGCUGGAGCAGCACCCGGACAUGAACAACCUUGCCUUGGGAGGCAAUCAACCGAGCCACUUGCAACGCAAUAAGACGGAGCGCAGGCGACUCCAGGGACUGCAGAGAUCUAAUACGACCACUUCGCACACGAAGGUCGAGCCGUAUAAGCCUCGCAGCUGGCGCGAGAAAUGGGCACUCUGGAUGAUCAAUGAGGGAGGCAGACGAACGUUCUUCUACGUCUUCAUCUUCCUUCAUGUGCUCGUCCUCGUCCUCGGGACUUUGCACUACCAGCUCAAGGAUAAUCUGAACACCGCGCGUGCUACUUUCGGCGUUACCUUCGUUAUCGCUCGUAGCGCUGCUCUUAUUCUGCAUGUCGAUGUCAUCUUUAUCCUCCUGCCCGUCUGCCGUAACUUCAUCUCCCUCGUCCGGCGCACCCCUCUGAACCAUUACAUUCCCUUCGACAAGAAUAUCACCUUCCAUAAGGUGACCGCCUGGUCCAUCGUCUGGUGGAGUUUCGUUCACAUUGCCGCACACAUGGUCAACUUUACGAAGCUCGCUUUCGCUGACACUGACGCGAAGACCACCGGUCAGCGUAUUGUUGCUUUCUUGGAGGCGAACUUCGCUACCGGUCCUGGUGUGACCGGUUGGAUCAUGACCGCUGCUUUGGGCAUCAUGGUGUGGUUUGCGAUUGAGAAACGCCGCCGUGCGCACUUCGAGUGGUUCUGGUAUUCCCACCACCUCUUCAUCGUCUUCUUCAUCAACUGGCAACUCCACGGCAUGUUCUGCAUGAUCAAGCCCGAUAGGCCUCCGUAUUGCUCGUACAACACUAUCGGUGUCUUCUGGCGUUACUGGCUCGUCGGUGGUGUUAUCUGGAUCUUCGAGCGUAUCCUUCGCGAAGUUCGUUCCCGUCACAGGACCUACAUUCACAAGGUCAUCCAACACCCUUCGAACGUGAUGGAGCUCCAGAUCAAGAAGGAGAAGACCACCACCCGUGCCGGCCAGUACAUCUUCCUCUCAUGCCCCGAGAUCUCCUACUUCCAGUGGCACCCCUUCACGCUUCCCAGUGCUCCGGAGGAGGAUUACAUUUCCGUCCACAUCCGUGUUGUCGGCGACUUCACCAGGGAGCUGGCCGAGGCUGUUGGGUGCGACUUCGACAAGAAGGAGAAGGGCGAGAAAGGUGGUGACAGCAAAGUUGUCGGCACUGCGGCCAACCCUCCACUCAACCGUGUCCUUCCCCGAGUCAUGGUCGAUGGUCCGUUUGGCAGCGCAAGUGAGGAUUUCCUAAACUAUGAGACCGUGCUGCUUGUCGGUGCUGGUAUCGGUGUGACACCGUUUGCCUCGAUCUUGAAAUCGAUUUGGUAUCGCCUGAACAACUUCAACAGCUCGAAGCCCACUCGCCUGUCCAAGGUGUACUUCACUUGGGUCAUCCGUGACUUCGGCAGCGCUGAGUGGUUCCACUCCCUGCUGCACGCCAUCGAGGAACAGGACACCCAGAACCGCAUCGAGAUCAACAUCUACCUGACCGCCAAGAUUAAGGACGACGACAUGACCAACAUUAUUGUCCAAGACGUCGGCGCAGAGAAGGAUGCAAUCACGUCGCUUCGGGCUCCAACUCACUUUGGUCGGCCCAACUGGGAUCGUGUGUUCGGUUCUAUCGCUGAGAAGCAUCCUGAAACCGACGUUGGUGUGUUCUUUUGCGGUCCAGCUGUGCUCUCUCGUCAGCUGCACACAAUGAGCAACAAGUACUCACACCCUAAGGGCACGAGGUUUUACUUCGGGAAGGAGAACUUCUGAUUCGCGAAAGAUCUGGUGGAAGAGAAAGGUCCGAUGCGGCCUAUGUUAUUGCUCUAUAUAUUCUAGCAUUGAUGAUUCGGGGAGGCGGAGCGUAGCUUUGAGCGAGUGGGCAAGUAGAUCGUUGUGCUCGCACAAUAUUCAUUACCUAAGACGCACUGAAAUUCAAGUGGAAUCGCUUUCGCUCUGAGUUA